AUGGCAGCCACGGAUAUGUGGAACAGGUCCACGGACGGCGCAUCAUUUGCGGCUGGCAUAUCAAACGAGGGUCGCUCCAUGGAUUGGAGACAGUCCACUUGUGUGCAGCUGGAGCUGUGCGAAGGGGCUGAGGAGGACGACCGUCCCGGACCGGGGAGAGUGAUCAUGCAUGAUCGGGUAGGAGUCGAGUGUGGGGCAGGGGGUCGUCGUAGCACAAAGGCGGAGGCGACAACAGGAAGCUUGGGCCCGCGCCUGGAAGAUCCCCACCAUAUCAGACACCCCUUCCGAUGGAACACACGGCCCGGGCAGUCGUCGUCACGCGUGCGCACAAACGCUGCUUCCAUCGGCGACGCCCCAGGCAAAACCCAAACCCGAAUCGAUCGAGGCGCGCAAGGCGAUGUGGGUGCUGCCGCACUCGCUCACCACAGAUCGGGUGGAGAAGUGGCAUACCCGCCCGGGGGCGGGGUAGAAGCAGAAGGGCGGAAGCAGACGCGAACGGACGCGGGCGCACACGCAGACGCGGACACAGAGCUCUGGCUGUUCCGAUCGCGCGCUGCCCCCUCACAGGUUGCGAGGCUGCCGCGGCUGAUCGUUGGCACGCCCGCGAGGGACAGGAAAGCGUGUGCAUUGCCGCGCGCGGGCGUGCCUCGAAUGGGCCAAGGCGGGCGAGAUGGCCGCCGCUGGGCCGCUGUAGCGUGCCAGCCACCUAGCGUCGCAGACAGCGGCGCCUUAGACCGAUCGCGCCGCACAUCCGCCAUCGAUGGGCCUGAGAUGGCUCUCCUGCGGCGCGCUAGUAAGAGGGCGGCUCGCACCCAGACAGCCGUCCCUGGCGUCGCCCGCCGCGCACGUCGUAUGUCAUGCAUUGCGCAGGUCGAUAAGUGGCCUGACGAUAGCGUAAUAGCUUUGGCUCCGCCUGCAGUCACCGGUGGUCGCAAGGCGAGACACUGGCAUGGAACGCGAGCAAUCACGAGCUGUGUCUCAGCCGAGGACGGGCGUACUCUCGAACCGUAUACCGCCAUUGCCUCUCCCGCGAAGCGUCGUCUCGCUCGUGUUGACUGCCGCCGCCUCGUGCAAAGAAAGACACGAUAG
Messenger RNA from Postia placenta MAD-698-R-SB12, 1089 nucleotides. RefSeq lists its product as hypothetical. The transcript has 3 exons. Bases 1 to 1089 code for a protein of 362 amino acids. The record is from RefSeq and is a predicted model, not a curated record. NCBI's taxonomy places the organism in Eukaryota, Fungi, Basidiomycota, Agaricomycetes, Polyporales, Adustoporiaceae.